AUGUGCAACAACCUUCCUAAACUUGGAGGACUUCAUCUUUCUUCGAAUCAGCUUAAUGGGCAAAUUCCAUCCAAUUUAUGCAAAUGCAGGGAGCUCCAAAUUUUAUCAUUGUCAUUGAAUGGCUUUAAUGGCAGCAUACCUAGAGAAAUUGGCAACCUAACUAUGCUCAAGGAGUUAUAUCUUGGUAGAAACAACUUGAAAGGUGUUAUUCCAUCAGAGAUAGGUAAUCUUCAAAGUUUGGAAGUAAUGAACUUAAUUGAUAGCUCUCUAACUGGGUUCAUCCCAUCUUCAAUCUUCAAUAUUUCUUCUCUGAGAAUAAUUAAUUUCUCAAACAAUAGCCUGUCUGGAAGUUUGCCUGUACAUAUGUGUAACCAUCUCCUUAAACUUGGUGGACUUUAUCUUUCUCGGAAUCAGCUGAAUAGGCAAAUUCCAUCUAAUUUAUACAAAUGCAAGGAGCUCCAAGGUUUAUCAUUGUCAAUCAGUAGCUUUAAUGGCUGUAUACCUAGAGAAAUUGGCAACUUGACUAACCUCAAGGAAUUAUAUCUUGAUGAAAACAACUUGGAAGAUAUCUCUACUGCUAAGACAGUUGAUGAGGUGCUUAAAAGGUUUCAUAUGGUAUCUGAGCUUGAAGUGAACAAAGAUAAGAGUUCCAUCAUAUUUUCUAAGGCUAUUACACAGCCUAAGGGUUUUAAGUUCAAGUUGUUGAAAGGGUUCUUUGUUGCGUUUGUUUGGAAGAUCUGGCUGUCCAAGGCAGAUUUGUCACCUCUAGCAUGGAGAAAGUUUUCGUAUCAAGAACUUUUACGAGCAACAGAAGCAUUAAGUGAAACCAACCUUGUUGGCAAGGGAAGUUAUGGUUCAUUAUAUAAAGGAAUGCUUUCUGAUGGGAUGACUAUUGCAGUAAAGGUUUUCAAUUUGCAGUUAGAAGGAGCUUUUAAGAGUUUUGAUGUCGAGUGCGAAGUGUUGCGCAACAUUCGGCAUCGCAAUCUAAUUAAAAUCAUGAGCAGUUGCUGCAACAUGGAUUUCAAAGCAUUGGUACUAGAGUACAUGCCUAAUGGGAUCCUCGAGAAUUGGUUGUAUUCUCACAACUAUUAUUUGGACAUCCUACAAAGAUUAAACAUAAUGAUAGAUGUUGCAUCAGCAUUGAAACAUUUACAUCAUGUUCAUACAACACCUAUUAUUCACUGUGAUUUAAAACCAAGUAAUGUCCUUCUUGAUGAAAACAUGAUUGCAAAUGUUGCUGAUUUUGGGAUUGCAAAACUCUUAGGUGACGGGGAUCUUAUGGUUCAAACCAUGACUUUGGCAACCAUCGGGUAUAUGGCACCAGAAUAUGGAAUUGAAGGAAGAGUAUUAACAAGAUACGAUGCCUAUAGUUUUGGUGUCUUGUUGAUGGAAACGUUUACAAGGAAGAAGCCAACUGAUGAAAUGUUUGCAGGAGAGCUGAGCUUGAAGCGUUGGGUGAACAAAGCGUUAGAGGGUUCCGUAAUUGAAAUUGUUGACACCAAUCUGAUAGGAAGAGAUGACGAAAAUUUCUUUGUUAAGGUGGAAUGUGUAUCGUUUAUCUUUGGUUUGGUGAUGGAUUGUUCAAAUGAUUCAGCUGAAGGAAGGAUCAAUAUGAUUGAUGCUUUGGCUAGACUCAAGAAAAUCAAAACCUCUUUUGUAGCAAAUAUUGGUAGCGGCUUGAAAGAUGGAAGCAAUCAAGAUUAA
Molecule: messenger RNA, 1704 nt
Organism: Cornus florida
Lineage: Eukaryota; Viridiplantae; Streptophyta; Magnoliopsida; Cornales; Cornaceae
Product: receptor kinase-like protein Xa21
Exons: 6
Coding region: 1-1704 (567 amino acids)
Biological process (GO): protein phosphorylation
Molecular function (GO): protein kinase activity; ATP binding; protein binding
Source: RefSeq, a predicted model, not a curated record